This is a messenger RNA of Setaria italica (foxtail millet), 1653 nucleotides long. RefSeq names its product GDSL esterase/lipase At5g33370. Gene Ontology annotation, molecular function: hydrolase activity, acting on ester bonds. The coding region runs from base 109 to 1218 and encodes 369 amino acids. The transcript has 4 exons. The record is from RefSeq and is a predicted model, not a curated record. NCBI's taxonomy places the organism in Eukaryota, Viridiplantae, Streptophyta, Magnoliopsida, Poales, Poaceae.
CAAGAAGCGUCACUGACAAGCGCAGCAGCAGCAGCUGAGCCUAUCACAUCACAUCACAUCACAUCACAUCAGCAUAGCAGCAGGCCACUGACAAGUGCAGCUGCUGCAAUGGCCUCCUCGUGGCUGGUCUUGGUCCUGCUCCCCUUGCUCUGCCUGGGGACGACGCUGCCGGGCUCCGACGCGGCCCGCGCCUUCUUCGUCUUCGGCGACUCCCUCGUCGACAACGGCAACAACAACUACCUGCUCACGGCGGCGCGGGCGGACUCGCCGCCGUACGGCAUCGACACGCCGGACCACCGCGCCACGGGGCGCUUCAGCAACGGCAAGAACGUGCCAGACAUCAUCAGUGAGCACCUCGGCGCCGAGCCCGUGCUGCCGUACCUGAGCCCGGAGCUGGACGGCGACAAGAUGCUCGUCGGCGCCAACUUCGCGUCGGCCGGCGUCGGGAUCCUCAACGACACCGGAAUCCAAUUCGCCAACAUCAUCCACAUCUCGAAGCAGCUGCUCUACUUCCAGCAGUACCAGAAGCGCCUGAGCUCCCUGAUCGGCCCGGAGCAGACUGCCCGUCUGGUGAGCGGCUCGCUGGUGCUCAUCACCCUCGGCGGCAACGACUUCGUCAACAACUACUACCUGGUGCCCUACUCAGCGCGCUCCCGCGAGUUCUCCCUCCCCGACUACAUCAACUACAUCCUCUCCGAGUACAGGCAGAUCCUCACGAAGCUGUACGACCUGGGCGCGCGGCGCGUGCUGGUGCAGGGCGUGGGUCCGAUCGGUUGCGUCCCGGCGGAGCUCGCGCUGCACAGCCUGGACGGGAGCUGCGACCGUGAGCUGCAGCGUGCGGCGGAGAUGUACAACCCGCGGCUGAUGGCGCUGCUGGCGGACCUCAACGCCGGGUACGGCAGCGACGUGUUCGUCGGCGUGAACACGCAGCGGAUCCACAACGACUUCAUCGACGACCCCAAGGCGUACGGCUUCGAGACGGCCACCCAGGCGUGCUGCGGCCAGGGACGGUUCAACGGGAUGGGCCUCUGCACCAUGGUGUCCAGCCUCUGCGCCGACCGCGACGCCUUCGUGUUCUGGGACGCCUUCCACCCCACCGAGCGCGCCAACCGCCUCAUCGUGCAGCAGUUCAUGUCCGGAUCCGUCGACUACAUCGCGCCCAUGAACCUCAGCACCGUCCUCGCCAUCGACCUCCAAAAGGAGCAGCUGCGCACAUGAUUCAUUCAUCGAUCGGCCAGUAGCAGUCGCGUUCGUUCUCAGCUUGAUUAUCAUUCGUGCUUGCAUUGCAACUUGCAGUUGCCAUGCCUGCCUUUCUUUCUUUCUCUCUUUCUCUCUCUCGAGGUUUUGAGGGUUUCGUCAGUACGUAUUUAGAGAUAAGUGCUUCCCCUGCUAGUGUCAGUUCCAAAUUCGAUCAGUUCGUUGUCCAGAACAUGUCAUUUUCAGCAGCAGGUUUUUCUUUCUUUCUUUCUUUCUUUUCUGUCCGUGUUGUUGUGCAUGUGUACGGGUGGUGACCAUAUAUAUCCCAUCAUAUAGGCCUUUUCUAGUCAAUAUAUAAUUCUUCAGAAUUUCAAGCAGCUAGCGGUGUGGUUUUCCUUGCUUUGCUUGCUUGACUGUAAAAGUAAGAAUCCUACUGUAAUGCAGUUGUGCUAGCAA